Molecule: messenger RNA, 3408 nt
Organism: Aegilops tauschii subsp. strangulata
Lineage: Eukaryota; Viridiplantae; Streptophyta; Magnoliopsida; Poales; Poaceae
Source: RefSeq, a predicted model, not a curated record
AUGAUCUGGGAGCGAUCUUUCAAGACUUUGUUACCUGAAUUCUUCAUCAAGGAUAUACCAGCCUACCUCCCUAGUUCUUCUGCGCUGUUGCUACAAAUCAAAUUUGGGUCUGCAGAUCUGCAAGCGAAGUAUCAGCUUUUCUCUGCUCCGCCUGAUGUCUCCGUCCCUGGACCCAGCUCCUCGGUGGUCAUUGAGGAGUUGGCAUCUGACGAUCACUCGUGUUCCACUUACCAGGUUUCUCAAGAGGACUUUCAGUUUUCUUCGGUUACACCUUCUCCGCUGGGUAAGCGACCACGUCAGUCUGCACGCUCACGGUGCUCCAUCACGCUUGUGGAUCCAGCUCCCAACUUCUCCAUUCGACGCAUGACGCGCAGUGCUGCCAAGAGGACAGGCAUGAAGCCCGUCUCUGCAAUUUCUCCGAGGUCUGCCCCCCAGCGUCGCCCGAAGGCCAAGAAGCUUCGACUUGACGAUGAGCCCAGCGUGCUCCCUCUCCCACCUCCGACGCCUAUUUCGACGCUGCAGGCCAUUGGAGUGGCUUUGGGCAUCGAUCCAGCCGAGUUAUCAGUGGAGAAGCUUAUGGCUUCUCCUAAUCCUGCUGCAGAAGUAUCUGUCUGCAACAAUUGGUUACUGUUAUUGCAACAUAUGGGCUCAAUUCUGAGGCUCGACAGCGUGAUCUCCGUGCCAAGAUUGAGGAGAGCAGAUGUUCUGUUAUUUGUCUGCAAGAAACUAAAUGGACGGAGCUAUACCUGGUCUAAUAUGCAGCAGAACCCCCUGCUUGAGCAACUCGACUGGUUCUUCACUACUGCUGAUUGGAUCUCACACUACCCAAACACCGUGGUUACCACACUAGCCAGAACUUCCUCUGACCACGUGCCUUGUGUGGUGUCCAUUGACACUACCAUUCCUGCGGCCAAGAUUUUUCGGUUUGAAAAUUUCUGGUUGGAUAUGCCGGGGUUCAUGGAUUGUGUUUCCAAGUCCUGGAAUGCACCUGUUUUCUCUGAUCUCUCUGCUUCAGCGGUUAUCACAAGGAAAUUUAAGCGACUGCGGUACGAUUUGAAAAUUUGGAGCAAAAAAUUAUCGUACAUCAAAAAGCUUACUGUUGAUUGCUCAAAGGUGAUUCUGCACUUUGAUCAGCUGGAGGAAGUGCGACCUUUAACACGGCCGGAAUUCAACUUCCGGAAAUGCGUGAAGUUACACUAUGAACACCUGUUAAAACUUCACUACAUAUAUUGGAAGCAGCGGUGCACUAUUAGGUACAUCAAGGUUGGUGAGGAGAAUUCAAAAAAAAUUCAUGCCAUGGCCUCUGAGCGUAUGAGGAGAAACUCAAUCUCCAGCCUCAAAACCAGCUCCAUGCUUGAUCCAGUGACUGAUCAUGCUCAGAUGGCGGGAAUCCCGUGGGCCUCUUUCAAAUCUAGGAUGGGCCGGGCCCAAGGGAUCUCUAUGGGCUUUGAUUUGAAUUAUUUAAUUCAACCCAUCCCGGGGCUGGAGGAGUUAUCCUUGCCUUUUUCUGAUAAAGAAAUACACAAAGUUUUGAAGGAUUUACCGGCGGAUCGAGCACCUGGCCCAGAUGGCUUUAAUGGGAUGUUUGUCAAGCGCUGUUGGCCUAUCAUUGAGGGGGAUUUCUUGAGGAUGAUUCGGGCUUUUUAUGAGGGGAAACUCUCGUUGGAAAAUAUCAACUCCUCCCUCAUUACGCUCAUUCCCAAAAUCAUGUCACCAGAAGGGCCGGAUGAUUUCCGGCCAAUUUCCCUCACCAACACAUGUCUUAAAUUCCUCACAAAAUUACUGGCCAACAGAUUGCAGCGGGUGAUCCUCAAGUGCAUCCACAAAAAUCAAUACGGGUUCCUCAAGGGCCGGUCGAUUCAGGAUUGUCUGGCCUGGAGCUUUGAGUAUAUUCAUCAAUGUAAGCAAUCCAAGCGCCCAAUUGUAAUCCUUAAGUUGGACUUUGCUAAGGCCUUUGACACAGUUGAGCAUGAGGUUAUUCUUCAGAUGUUGCAGCAUAAAGGUUUUGAUGCCAAAUGGGUUCUUUGGGUUAAACAGCUGUUGUCUACAGGCUCGUCGUCUGUGCUGUUAAAUGGCAUUCCUGGAAAGCAAUUCUUGUGUAAGUGUGGCGUCAGGCAGGGUGAUCCACUCUCUCCUCUGUUGUUCGUCAUCGCAGCCGACCUGUUGCAAUCUGUGGUUAAUCAAAUGCUCGCGUCUGGCACACUUUCUUUGCCUCUUCAGACACAUGACAGGGAUUUUCCCAUCAUUCAAUAUGCGGAUGAUACGAUCCUAUUUCUUGCAGCUAAGGAUGAUGAGCUUGUGGCCCUCAAGAAUAUGCUGCUUACAUUUCAACAAUCCACUGGUUUAAAGGUCAACUUUGCUAAAUCCUCAAUGAUCCCACUGAAUAUGCCUAAUGAGGAGGCUGACAGACUUGCUGCUAUUCUUGGUUGUAAAAUUGGCCAACUUCCAUUUACUUAUCUUGGAUUGCCAUUGGGAACUACAAGGCCUAGGAUCAUUGACCUCAUGCCCUUAGUUGACAGUCUUGAAAGGAGGUUAACUGCAAGCUCUUCUAUGCUGAAUCAAGGCUCUCGUUUGCAGCUUCUCACCUCUGUCUUGACCUCUCUGCCAAUAUACUUUUUGUGUACCCUCAAUAUCCCAGCGGGGAUCAUUAAGCAACUGGACAGGAUCUUCAGGCAAUGUCUUUGGAGGGGUAAUAAUGAUGUUCCAAAACAGUCCCUGGCUGCUUGGGAGCUCGUUUGUAGGCCAAGAGAUAAGGGUGGUUUAGGCAUUAUUAAUCUGAACAUUCAGAACCAAGGGCUGCUUCUCAAGCAUCUGCAUAAAUUCUAUAACAAGGUUGAUGUUCCUUGGGUGACCCUCAUAUGGAAUAGUUACUAUGAUCACGGGGUCCCACGGGCAACAGCUACUGUUGGAUCUUUCUGGUGGAGAGAUAUUCUGAAGCUGCAUGAGGCUUACACUGCUAUUGCUUCAGUCCACAUCAACAUGGGUGAUUCUGCCCUUUUCUGGACUAAUUCCUGGCACAUUGGGGGCUCUGCUAGACCCCUCUAUUGGAGAUUGCCAAGGUUGUUUUCUUUUGUCAUUAAUGACAGGAUCUCUGUGAGGGAAUUUCUCCAAUCCCAGGAUCUCUUCUCCAUGUUUUAUCUGCCUCUUUCUCAGGAAGCUGCUGCUGAGUUGCACACAUUGGAAAAUUGGAUCAUGCAGUUAGACAGAGACCCCACCAUCCCUGAUGUUUGGAUAUGGCCUGGUCAAUCAGGAGGACUUAACACCAAGGAUAUGCUGGUUAGGAGACACUGGCGUUCGAAUCAGGAUGAUAAUCUUUGCCUCAUCUGCACUGUAGAAUCUGGAACUAUUUGGGUAUUGAUUGGUCUGGAGGUUCAGAUAUCCUGCAAUGUCUCCUGCAUGCCAGGGUGA